AUGCUCCUCCUGCACCAGGUCGGCAGCGUCAAGGUUGGCGAAGUCGUCCGAUACACCGUCACCUACACGCCGUCCCAGGAUCGGAUCCUGCCGUCCCCCGAGAAACUCUACGUCCGAAUCCGAAAUACUUCCACCAUUGCGCUGCGCGCCGCAUUUGUCCACGGGCCUUACACGCUUUCCGUCUCAGCUUAUCCGUCCAACUACAACCCUAAUGAGAAAUAUCCCGAUCCCCGCCGUUAUGGAGUCCCCGAAUUCGAACCCAUGCUCAAAGCAGGAGGGUCGUGGGACUGCGAACUGGUCGUUCCACACGAUAUUCGUCAGGCUGCCGGUGUCGGCCGGCAUGCCGCGUUCGGUAAAAGCCACGACCACGACCACGAAUGCGCUAGCUGGAUCAUUGAAAUUGCCUCACAAGUGAUAUUCUCGACCUCGGCUGCCGUGGGGUUCGAGCUCGUCGUGGCACGAGACCACAAAUCGCUGAAUCUAAGCCAAUCAUUGCCUAUUGUUGGUAAUGCAAGCGCCGUACCCCAGCCCGGCCGUGUCAGUGACUAUCAGGAGAGCAUCGGCGCCAAGGACGGUCACCAUCCCGCCCAAACCAAGGGCGUCUUCUCUCGAGCCGUCCACCUGAAAGUGGAAGAUACAGCUUCGCUCUGGAACACUCCGAGACUCCCGGGCUGGGACGAUGUGAGCAAAGAAAAAGGCAAAGCCGCAGCUGCGGACAAGCCUGUGCAAAGCAUGGUUCAGACGCCCGACCCAGGAAGCCACAAAUGCAAAUCGUGUGUCGUAGGGGAGCGGAAGAAGAAGAAAAAGGUCCACCUAGUUAUCUUGACCCACGGGCUGCACAGCAACCUGGGGGCUGACAUGCUAUACAUCAAAGAGAGCAUUGACGUUGCUGCUAGACAGGCGCGGAUAGAUGCCAAGGCUAGGCGGGCAAAGGAACGAGCGGCCAAGAGGGAAGCCAGUACCGAGCCUAGAUUCGAAGAUGCAAAGCAGGGCGACGACGACGAUGAAGAGGUCAUUGUGCGCGGGUAUCCGGGAAACGCUACUAAAACCGAAAAGGGGAUCAAGUACCUUGGCAAGAGAUUGUCAAGAUAUAUUCUUUCCAUGACCUAUCCCGAUCAACCCUUUCUUCCUACUGGUAAAGGAGCGGUUUGGGGUCCCGCCGAGUCUAUGAAAGGCGACCACAGCCACCGUCACCACGGCUCUCCUGACGCAAAGGCGUCGCAAAACAAUAGCACCAUCCAAGCCCAUGUUGCCAAAGCUAAGCAGGACGUUUAUUGCAGACAUUAUAACAUAACAAGCAUUAGCUUCGUUGGGCACUCUCUUGGCGGUCUUAUCCAGACGUAUGCUAUCGCAUACAUUCAGAAGCACUCUCCCGAUUUCUUUAAUCUUAUUAAGCCAGUCAACUUCAUCGCCUUGGCAUCGCCAUUUCUCGGCUUGAGUAACGAAAACCCUCUUUACGUCAAAUUUGCACUUGACUUUGGUCUAGUCGGGCGAACAGGCCAAGAUCUUGGUCUCACCUGGAGGGCCCCGACCAUUGCUCGAAGUGGAUGGGGCGCCAUUGUAAGCAACCUGGGAGAGUCGGCACACAAAAAGGUAUACGGCGAGGCGCAAGCUGAGUCGAAGCCUCUGCUACGCAUUCUGCCUACUGGCCCUGCACAUGUGGCCCUCAAAAAGUUCAGAAAUCGAACAGUCUAUUCCAAUGUUGUCAAUGAUGGCAUUGUCCCUCUUCGCACAAGCUGUCUGUUAUUCUUGGAUUGGCAAGGCCUUGGUCGUGUCGAGAAGGCUCGGCGGGAUGCCGGCUUGGUCGAAACUGUUGUUGGCUUCGGGUGGGCAGAGUUGACGGGCACAAGCAUGCUGACCCCCCGACAAAAGCAGAGACUUGCAUCGGAUGAACAGACGCAGCAUAGUGACUCCGGAACAAGUACGCCAAUAGGCAGCAUGCGCCAGGUUCCGCAGCCUUCUGAUGAUGCCAUGGACGAGGAUGACCGAGCAAGCAUCCGGUCAGUGCCUCGAACCUUCAACGGAGACGACGAUUCUCCAUCCGAUACUGGUGUUGACGCAGCUCAAGCCCCACCGUUGGCCGGCUUCUUCAAUUUCUUCAAGAGUAAUGAGCCUCCCAGGCCCAAAGUGACUUCUGCAAAACAAAAGAAGAUUCUGCGCCGCGGUCAGACAAUACCGAUCAACGGUUGCGACACGGCCUACUCGACCACCACCACCACCACCACGACGAUCACCACCACCACUGACAGGAGCGACAGAAAACCUGGCAAAGCGACGACAGGGCAUGAGAUGGAAGAGGAGGUGGAUGGGAUGACUGCACCGCCCAAAACUACAUUCUUCGAAUCCGCCGGCGAUCUUCUCAACCCCAGCCUGCCCAGCAAAGAAUACCUGCUUGAUCCAUCCAAGCGUCCCCGAACAAUUUUCCACGACCGUGUAUACCACCCAAGUGAUAUACCCCCUCCGCCCAUGAAAAAGCGGCCGUCAACUCUUACCCGUCGUAGGACGUCGGGGAAGAUGUCUGCAACGUCGCAGCGGUCUACGCAAAGCGACUCAUCUUCGCCUCAUCCUUCAAUCAACCACGCUGAUUCCAUGGAGCCGUCGGCGAGGGAUCAGGACGACUCUGUCAAUAGCAAGCCAGACACAUAUCGGGUUGAGGUGGUGGACGGUUCGAGCAUGCGGGUAGAGGAAAAGAUUGCCCGAGGUUAUCAUCGUGAUCUUUCCUGGCGAAAGGUGCUGGUAGAGCUGGAACCGGACGCACACAACAACAUCAUUGUGCGCCGUAUGUUUGCGAAUGCUCACGGCUGGCCUGUCGUCAAGCAUUUGGUGGACGCCCACUUCAGUGACUCGGAGGCGGCACGGAUGCGAGAUGAUGAGGAACCAAACGUAGAGCGGGCAUUUGCAUCUCAGCGAUCUCCCGAUGCUGACGGCCGGGAAGUCAAACAGUUGGGCCAACUUGGUCAAGAAGGCGAGGGCAACCCCGAGUCAUCGGAAGAACCAAGCGACAGUGGGACCAGCGAGGCGCGAGAGGCGCGAGAGGCGCGAGAGGCUCUGGACGAGGUGCCCGAAUUGCGGACGAAGUCAGACGGCGAUCUCUUGCCAUUGCCGCCGCCUCGUCUCGGAUCGUCAGAUAGGGCUGACUCCAUGACUUGGAGUGAACGAGACUGGGUGGACAGCGAAGACGAGAGCGAUGUCGAAGCGCAUAAAGAAAAACAGAGGCAGCAGUCUACGCAGCCGACAAAGGGCGGGGCGCAACAAGAGCGGCUCAGCCCAUCAUCGUCGUGGAAAUGGGCUGAGAAAAUCGUGGGCAAGGGGUCGACCAGGAGCCGGAGGGAAAGCCCGAAACCCGGUGAAGGCCGAUGA
Messenger RNA from Metarhizium album ARSEF 1941, 3360 nucleotides. RefSeq lists its product as uncharacterized. The coding region runs from base 1 to 3360 and encodes 1119 amino acids. Gene Ontology annotation, molecular function: monoacylglycerol lipase activity. NCBI's taxonomy places the organism in Eukaryota, Fungi, Ascomycota, Sordariomycetes, Hypocreales, Clavicipitaceae. The record is from RefSeq and is a predicted model, not a curated record. The transcript has a single exon.